AUGUUGGCUGUGCUCCCGUUGCUGGCGCUAAAUAUAUCGCGCAGGAAGAGGUUAUACCCUCUGAUUUUGCCCAAGCUCUGGCUCAACACAUCAGAGGAAAAUGAGAAAAAAGCUAAGAAGCUGAAAACCCUUGCAGAAAAGGGCUGCUGCGACAUCAACAACGUCCUGGAAAUAAGACGUAGGCCCAAAAUGGCAGCACAACCAGAUCCCCACUAUUCCUCCUCCGAUGGAGAUCUCCUCAAUGCUCCCAACAAAAUACAUCAAACAGAGGGCCUAAUCUCUUCUCACCAAGAGAAAGGCUUGUCAUCUCCAACCACCAAUGGGGAGAUUAAGGCACAACAUCUGAGCCUUCUUUAAUACAGACGUGGACAUAAUCCAUGAGAACAUCUCUGUGGUUACUGCCAGAGUACAAGCCAAAGAGGACAACAUCUCCUCCAUACAGCAAAAGCAGACAGGCACCAAUGAACUGGUACUACAACUCCAGGCAUCCCACAAAGCCAUGCAGGUCAGAAUUAACACCUUGGAUGAUGCACAGAAACGCAAUAACCUAAACAUUAUAAUUAUUACUGAAUCCAUAGACGAGCAUGAAUUGCCUCACUUACUAAAACGCCUAUUUACUACUUUUUUGCCCCAACUCUUCGCAUAG
Molecule: messenger RNA, 646 nt
Organism: Pelobates cultripes (western spadefoot toad)
Lineage: Eukaryota; Metazoa; Chordata; Amphibia; Anura; Pelobatidae
Source: the annotation of a GenBank genome assembly